CAACGGUGCCAAAAAAGGUGACAACUAUGUCGGUCUCAUUUAUCGCGUUACAAUCGAGAGCAACGAGAAUGGCGAGAUCGAGAAAAGGCGGUUGAUUGUAAAGACCGCUCGCGCAAUUCUCAUACCCGGAGCGCCGGAUUUCACAAACAUGUUCCAACGCGAAAUGUUCUUCUAUCAGGAGGCAGUGCCUACCUUCAGAGAGACUUUAAAGGAACACGGGAUCAUCGAGCGCUUUCCCACUUUUUACGACGCCGAGGGUGAAAUGGGAAAAGAGGCUUUAGCGGACGAGGACGAGCACUAUGUCAAGAGAGUCCAGCAAUUCGCCGAUAAUGUGAAGGAUAACAUGUGCAGCGCGGUUGACGGAACACUCGCGGAACCCUACGCCGUCGUGAACCACGGUGACGCUUGGACCAAUAAUAUACUCUUCAAGUAUGACAAGGUACGUAUGUACUUAAGGUCCGACACGCGCGUGAAAUCUAAUUGAGUCUAAUUAUAAUAAUUUAAUCUUAUUAAAUUUCCAAUGAACCAUGUCCGUAUCGCAUUUGCUUUUACCGCGACUAUUAUUAUUUCUGGCAGACCGACCGUUACUAAUAUGUUUCCAUAUAAUUUUUUAUUCCGACAUUAUUUUAACGUAGCAUACGUACCCAGAUAGCCAAGUCUGCCGAGAGCAGAUGAUGCUAACUAUCUGCUAUCAACUAUUGCCAGCCAAAAGACAACAAAUUUGAUACAGAAGUUGUUAUUAACGAUUAAUUCGACAAAUUGGUGCCAGAAAUGUAACGGAGCCUGCUCGCAAAAUCUCAGAACAGAUUGGCGGCAGAAACCGAGCAGAAUCUGCAAACAUGGCUUGAAGUCGGAUUGUCGACAGAAACCGAGCAG
Molecule: messenger RNA, 876 nt
Organism: Ooceraea biroi (clonal raider ant)
Lineage: Eukaryota; Metazoa; Arthropoda; Insecta; Hymenoptera; Formicidae
Source: RefSeq, a predicted model, not a curated record